AUCAUCAUUUUUAUAUUUAGGGCAAAAGAAGGCGUCAGUAUUUGUAGUUGAUACAGUUCAGAGUAACCAGCUACCGGGCAUGACCGGGAUGUAUAAUUCAGAGCGUGCCGCGUACAUUUCAAAACCCGAUAGAGCUGCAUGUACAGUACCGGAUUCUGAUCACGUGUUUGAAGUGUACACAGAAACUGAUAUUAGAAAGGUGUACAAAGCUAUUGGAAAAAUACUCUCAACCUAUAUGCAGGAGAAGCGUGGUCCUACUGUUGUUGGACUACAGAGUGGGAUUGAUCUGACCAGCCUGGUCGCCUCUAUUCCACAGCUAGGAGAUAUUCCGGUCAUUCCUAUACAUGUACAAGAUACUGAUAAUCUGUACAGUGUACUGGACUGGCAGAAACUAGGAGCCAGAACAAUGAUCAGACACUAUUUGAAAUCAGAUCUGUACAUAGCUAGUACAAUAGAGCACUGCAGAUACCUUCAUAUACCAGCAGGAAAUCUACCUAAGGAUACAACAGUUUAUGGAGCGGAUAUAUUCUACGCAAGAUAUCUCCGAAAGCAAAACUUUGUCCUGUGGGCGAGUAACUCAGAUACUCCAGACUUCGGGGGAAAGGAGGCCGAUGAUGGUCGGCUGCAGACUGAUCAGGAGGAAGGGUUUGGGAUCGUGAUCAACAACGACGGGUUCUACAAGAACGUGUGCGUUGAGUUGGACAUUGAUGCCUUGGCGGUUAAUACCCUUCUCCAGUCUCAGAUAACUAGUCGUGGAUUGGCCAGCUAUGAUGAAACAGCUUUAGUAGCUCCAGCAUUCAGGGUUCUAAGAACUAUGGUCGGAACCUGGCUCAGGGAUGUUGUCCAGUAUAAGAAUGUGUUUGCUGAUUACCAAAUUAUACAUUUCUAUCGCUGGCUCCGCAGUCCUAAAAGUCUUCUCUACGACCCCGCUCUCAGGAAAUCUCUGUUGCAGUUGAUGAAGAAGCUUCUUCUCCAUCUUAUUGCAGAGUUUAAGCGUCUUGGAGCAGUUAUUAUAUUCGCGGAUUUUAACCGAAUCAUUAUCUCAACCAAGAAGCGUCAGUACUCCGACGCGUCGACCUACGUGGACUACAUUAGUCAGCAUAUCAGGAAUAAGGAGAUGUUUCACUGUAUAAACAUUAGGUUGGCUAGUUCCUGGGAUAUACUCCUCUGGUUGGACCCAGCUAACUAUGGAGGAGUUAAGUCUAGAAUAUUGCCUGAGAGGACGGAGGAGGACGAAGAGGUUACUCUAGCCGAUGAGGAUGAAGAUGAUGCUCCUGAGAUUGCCAUGACCUGGAACUUGGCUAACUUCCUUCCUGAGGAGGGGAAUAUCCGGGGAAAUUUCAACAGGGUUGUUGUUGGUUAUAUCUCAGCAGUGAAUAACUACUUAGAACGAGAGAAGGAGAAAAUUGCCCCAGGAGAGACUCCAAUCCGUAAACGCAAGUUGACCCUAACUCCCGGAGGGUUCGGCACCCCAUCCACCAACCCAAAUAGAAAGGAACCAAUGUCUGUUGAGGAGUUCGCUGAUGAUUUAGUGUCUGGAGAGCUCAGUCAGAGACUGUUUGGAGUUGUUGAAAAGAUAAAUAAAAAAUUUCCGGAACAUCGAGGAGAUGCAGAGGACUCCAUAUUCCCUUCUCUACCUGGCUCCCAUCUCAAGCUGACCCACCCAGCCCUAGAGUUCGUCAAGGCAAUCUGUAAGGUUCUGUACCUGGAUACUGGUGUAGAGAAGACUGUAACAAAGAUGAGACGGAACCUGCUGAAACUGCUGAAUGUGGGAGAGUUUAAUCCAGCAGCAGAAUGGAAGGAUCCGUGCAUCUCAUUCAUCCUACCAGAGGUUAUCUGUAAGUCCUGUAAUUUCUGUCGAGACCUAGACCUGUGUAAGGAUGGAGACCAAGGGGAGGUUGCUGGAACUCCAGUCUGGAUCUGCUCAAACGGAGCCUGUCAAACCCCAUACAAUUCCCAGGAGAUUGAAGCCAUGUUGGUUGAUUGUGUGAAGAGGAAAACUAUGGGUUAUAUUCUACAGGAUUUAACCUGUGAUAAAUGUAAGGAAGUUACUCAGUACAACAUGGCCAAGCGGUGCAGAAACAAGUUCUGUGCCGGGAACUUUGAGACAACAAUUAGCAGUGCUGGGAUUGGUCAGAUUCUGAAAACAUUUCAGGGUGUGUCUGAACACUACAAGAUGCCACUUCUACAGGAACUUGUUAACUGGACUUUCAGGAUGAAUGGAGACCUGGCCGCCAAGUUCAAUGUUCAACUGGACUAAUCAAUGCUCAACUGGACUAAUCAAUGUUCAACUGGACUAAUCAAUGUUCAACGGGAUUAAUCAAUGUUCAACUGGACUAAUAAAUGUUCAACUGGACUAAUCAAUAAUCAACUGGACUCAUCAAUGUUCAACUGGACUAAUCAAUGUUCAACUAGACUAAUCAAUGUUUAACUGGUCUAAUCAAUGCCCUCAAUUGGACUAAUCAAUGUUCAACUGGACUUAUCAAUGUUUAACUGGACUAAUCAAUGUUCUACUGGAAUAAUCAAUGUUCAGCUGAACUAAUUACUGUUCAACUGGACUAAUCAGUGUUUAUCUCAACUAAGCAAUAUUCAGCUAAAUCAACCGUGAAAAAUCAAUUUCUGCCAACUUAUAAAAGAUUUUUACGCAAUACUUUGUCCACUCACGUUAUCUGAAAAAAAUGAUGCUAUGAUUAAUAAUAUUAAAUAUUGAUAUCUAAAGCCUACAUAAAAUCAACUAUUAAUG
This is a messenger RNA of Eurytemora carolleeae, 2743 nucleotides long. RefSeq names its product DNA polymerase epsilon catalytic subunit A. Gene Ontology annotation, cellular component: epsilon DNA polymerase complex; nucleus. The annotation marks the transcript as partial. The transcript is spliced from 25 exons. Gene Ontology annotation, biological process: leading strand elongation; nucleotide-excision repair, DNA gap filling; DNA replication. The record is from RefSeq and is a predicted model, not a curated record. NCBI's taxonomy places the organism in Eukaryota, Metazoa, Arthropoda, Copepoda, Calanoida, Temoridae. Gene Ontology annotation, molecular function: DNA-directed DNA polymerase activity; zinc ion binding; single-stranded DNA 3'-5' DNA exonuclease activity.